Messenger RNA from Durio zibethinus, 2070 nucleotides. Its product is annotated as protein TRANSPORT INHIBITOR RESPONSE 1-like. Gene Ontology annotation, biological process: SCF-dependent proteasomal ubiquitin-dependent protein catabolic process. Lineage: Eukaryota; Viridiplantae; Streptophyta; Magnoliopsida; Malvales; Malvaceae. Gene Ontology annotation, molecular function: protein binding. Gene Ontology annotation, cellular component: SCF ubiquitin ligase complex. The record is from RefSeq and is a predicted model, not a curated record.
UCAAAAAUCAAAGUGAUUUCUUUUCUUUUUAAUAAGCUUCCUCUUAAGCUCAGAGAUGGAAAAGGAGAGCUUUUUCCAAUCAUAAUUCGAAAAAGAAAAAUCUUUCAUUUUCAGUUUGGAUCUUUGGUUCGGGUUUUCGGAUGGCCGUUUUAGUACUCUAUUGUUAAUUUGAAUCUUCAUCGUUGUUAAACUCAGAAUGGAAUCAUCCGAGCUUAAGAGAUCGAAGGACUCGCCGAACUCGGACGAGUCUGCUGGGCUAUCAUCGUUUCCCGACGAAGUCCUGGAGCGAGUUCUCUCUCUUUUGAAAUCUCAUAGAGACCGAAGCUUCGUUUCUUUAGUUUGUAAGGACUGGUACAACGCGGAGAGGUGGUCGAGGACUCACGUUUUUAUCGGAAACUGUUACUCCGUUUCGCCGGAGAUUGUUGCACGGCGGUUCCCGAACAUACGGAGCGUGACGUUGAAAGGGAAGCCUAGAUUUUCAGACUUCAACUUGGUGCCGCAAAACUGGGGUGCCGACAUUCACGCGUGGCUGGUCGUUUUCGCCGCCAAAUAUCCGUUCCUUGAAGAGCUUAGACUUAAGCGAAUGGCAAUCAGCGACGAAAGCUUGGCACUUUUAGCCGUUGCUUUUCCUAACUUUAAAGCUCUUUCGCUUUUAAGCUGCGACGGUUUUAGCACCAACGGACUCGCCGCCAUUGCCACUAAUUGCAAGAACUUGACUGAGCUUGACAUACAGGAGAACGGCAUUGAUGAUAAAGGAGGUAGUUGGUUGGGCUGCUUCCCAGAAAGCUUCACAUCAUUGGAGGUACUGAACUUUGCCAACUUGACUAGUGAUAUUAAUUUUGAUGCACUUGAGAGGCUUGUAGGUAGGUGCAAGUCAAUGAGGGUUUUAAAGUUGAACAGGAGCAUAUCCUUGGAACAAUUACAAAGACUUCUUGUUAAUGCUCCUCAAUUAGCUGAGCUUGGUACGGGCUCAUUCUCGCAAGAACUUACUUUCCGGCAAUACAAAGAGCUUGAAUGCACAUUAAGUAAUCGCAAGAAUAUGCAUACUCUAUCUGGUUUGUGGGAGGCCAAGGGCAUAUAUCUCCCAGCCUUGUACCCUGCAUGCACAAAUCUGACAUUCUUAAACUUGAGCUACGCUGCUUUGCAAAGCAGUGAACUCGCUAAGCUUCUUGCUCACUGUCCACGACUUAAACGCCUCUGGGUCUUGGACACAGUACAAGACAAAGGACUGGAGGCCAUUGGAUUGAACUGUCCUUUGCUUGAGGAACUGCGAGUUUUCCCUGAUGAUCCCUUUGGUGAGGAAAUUGUCCAUGGAGUCACUGAAGCUGGGUUUGUGGCUGUGUCUUAUGGUUGCCCUAGACUCCACUAUGUCCUAUAUUUUUGUCAGCAGAUGACUAAUGCUGCUGUAGCAACCGUUGUACAGAACUGCCCUGAUUUUACUCAUUUCCGUUUAUGCAUAAUGAAUCCAGGUCAACCAGAUUAUCUUACCAAUGAACCUAUGGAUGAAGCUUUUGGUGCUGUGGUCAAGACAUGCACUAAACUCCAGAGGCUUUCAGUUUCAGGACUCUUAACCGAUCUGACAUUUGAGUAUAUUGGUAGGUAUGCUAAGAACUUGGAGACCCUUUCAGUGGCUUUUGCAGGCAGCAGUGACUGGGGGAUGCAGUGUGUUCUGGGAGGUUGUCCAAAACUAAGGAAACUUGAGAUAAGAGACUGCCCAUUUGGAAAUGCAGCACUGCUGUCAGGUUUGGAGAAGUACGAGUCCAUGAGGUCACUUUGGAUGUCAGCCUGCAAGGUGACAAUGAAUGGUUGCAGGCUAUUAGCAAGGGAGAUGCCUAGGUUGAAUGUUGAGGUAAUGAAGGAGGAUGGAAGUGAUGAUAGUCAAGCUGAUAAAGUCUAUGUUUAUCGUUCGAUUGCAGGCCCGAGGAGGGAUGCCCCGCCAUCUGUGCUAACUCUCUGAAAUUCUUGCUGUAAAUAGUUUCACAGAAGACAACAUACCCUCCUGCAGGCAUAGACUUGGAUUUAUAUUCAUUCAUACAACUGAGCAAUAGUGUAAAAGAAAAAAUACGAGGA